Belonocnema kinseyi is the source of this 727-nucleotide messenger RNA. RefSeq lists its product as uncharacterized. NCBI's taxonomy places the organism in Eukaryota, Metazoa, Arthropoda, Insecta, Hymenoptera, Cynipidae. The transcript is spliced from 3 exons. Bases 1 to 369 code for a protein of 122 amino acids. The record is from RefSeq and is a predicted model, not a curated record.
AUGAAGUCUAGAUGCACUAUUUCGAAUGUUGCGCCACCAAAACUGAAGAAAUCAGUUGCAAAAAGGCUUCAAGACGACGUAGAAGAUGAGGUAGCUUCGCAAACAGCAACUUUAGACUUUCAAAAGAUGGCUCAGGACGAAUCAGGAAUACCAAAUAAAAGGAAAGCAAUAGAUCCAGUGGAAAAAAUUCUCCUGGAAAAUAUCACGAACCGAGCAUCACGAAAAUCUGCAGCUUCACUGAACCAAUGGCAGCAGUGGGGAUUAUGGCUUGGCAAGGAGAUCGAGGAGUUUCGUGAUCCAGUGGGUACGAUAGAAAUACAAGCCUACAUCACUCAGUAUAUUGCUAGUAAGAAAAGAGGACAAAAGUGAAACGUUAAAAGACAUUCUAAGGAGUAAUCUACAGUAUACGUGAUACACUGGGGGACGGGGUUUUAAAGCAUUCUCCGUGUUAUGUGCAAUUGGAAAAGCAUCACGCUACGGGGGAGGCGGUGUUUUCCAAGUUCCUGAAAAAUGUAUCACGAAUUUUGUGAAACGCCCGUAAUAGUUUAAGUGUUUAGCAACAUUUUAAUUUUAUUGAACGAUUUAAAAAAAACGAGUUGAUACUUUAAAAAUAUUAUUGAUAUGUUCUAUCUUACAUAAGUAUUCACAGUAAGCGCUUUAUAAAAACCGUAUAAAAUAGAUAUACUUUGUUAUGUUAUAGCCGUUUUUCGAUUGCAAGUAGAGAGUU